AUGUAUAUAAACUCCGCAGGCUAUAUCAACGCAGCUUCCCAAGCACCACCCUACAUGCGAGGGAAAGGAAAUACGAAGAGUCAGAUAUAGGUCGCAGCUGCACUUAGGAACUUGGAAGUGAGUCAGAGGGUUCAAACCUAUAAAUUGUAAUUGCAUUCGCGUUUCUUCGCGCAAGAACUAUAACAAUACAACCCAUUUCCCUACGCAAUACAACUUCUUCCAAGCCUUUGGCAAGGACGCGCCCUUCUUCGCUGAAGAACAAUUUCAAUCUUCUGAUUUCAGGGGGAAGGCGGCGGCGGCCUAUCGCAUUCGCAGCAGAAUUCCCCCAUUCCCCCUUCCUAUUUCGGACUUCCGUACAUUCUCCCGCUUUCCACCUCUCCUCUCAAAUUCCUCAAUCCCUCUUUAUUUUUCAUCUGCACUAUUCUCCAUCAAUUGAAUGGGUAGGCCCAAGGGAGACGGAGCUAGAAGCAAGGCUAGACCUUCAAGCAGCAGUUUGGCAGCAUCACUUCUGCCAUCGGAUUCUGCCGCUAACGCUGCUGGAUUCGGCGGCUUUCUUGGUAGUUACCGGCUCGAUUCUUCUCUCACCGGAGAUGAUGCAGCACCUUUUUCGGAUAUUGACAGUGAAGUUGCACAACACUUGAAAAGGCUUUCAAGGAAAGACCCAACUACCAAGCUUAAAGCAUUGGCCUCUUUGUCUGAGAUUCUUAAGCAGAAAUCCGGUAAAGACGUUGCAUCAAUUAUUCCACAAUGGGUAUUUGAAUACAAGAAACUGUUGAUGGAUUAUAAUAGGGAUGUUCGACGUGCUACACAUGACACAAUGACCAAUCUUGUCAUGGCUGCUGGGAGAGAGAUAGCUCCACAUCUGAAAUCCUUGAUGGGGCCCUGGUGGUUUUCUCAAUUUGAUUCAGUUUCUGAAGUCUCUCAAAGUGCAAUGCAAUCAUUGCAGGCAGCAUUUCCUGCUCAGGAAAAGAGAGUAGAUGCUUUAGUUUUAUGUACAACAGAGAUAUUUAUAUACCUGGAGGAAAACUUGAAGCUCACGCCAGAUACUUUGUCCGAUAAAUUAGUUGCCAAGGAUGAAUUGGAAGAGAUGCACCAGCAGGUUAUCUCUUCAUCAUUGCUUGCUCUAGCCACAUUAAUUGAUGUAUUAGUGAGUGGGCGGUCUGAAAGAUCAGGGACUGGAAAAAGCAGUGGUGAAACAAAACAUACUUCUAUGUCUAGGUCUCGGGAGACUGCUAUUUCAUUUGCUGAAAAAUUGUUCACUGAGCAUAAAUACUUUAUAGACCUGUUGAAGUCCAAAAGUAACAUCGUCCGAUCUGCUACCUAUUCAGUCAUGAGGAGCCUCGUCAAAAACAUUCCUCAUGCUUUUAAGGAACAGAACAUGAAAACUAUUGCCGGGUCUAUCCUUGGUGCUUUUCAGGAGAAAGAUCCUUCUUGCCAUUCACCAAUGUGGGAUGCAGUGCUACUUUUUUCUAAAAGACUGCCCAACUGUUGGACAUAUGUUAAUGUUCAGAAAACUGUACUGAAUAGAUUUUGGAAUUUUCUUAGAAAUGGGUGCUUUGGAUCCCAGAAGAUUUCUUACCCAACUUUGAUUUUAUUUUUGGACACCGUUCCACCUUGUGCUGUAGGAGGGGAGAAAUUUCUUCUCGAUUUUUUUGAGAACUUAUGGGUUGGAAGGAAUCCAUUCCAUUCCUCAAGUACAGAAAGGCUUGCAUUUUUCCAGGCUUUUAAAGAAUGUUUUCUUUGGGGGAUUCAGAAUGCAUCAAGCUUCUGCAAUGGAGAUGACUUUGUUCAUUUUCAAGUCACCCUCAUUGAUGCCAUUCUUGUCAAGCUUUUAUGGAAGGAUUACUUACAUGUUCAAUGUCUAAAGAAUCAAGACAGGGUAUUCUUCGAAGAUGCACCCUUGAAUAACAAGAUGACAGAGGACUUACCAAGUACAAAGUAUCCAAUGAGCUACUUACAAGAUUUGAGAAAAUGCAUUGUCGAAAUUCUCUCUAGCAUUCACUUAGCGAAACAUGAUCUACUUUCUGUUUUUGCUAUGGAAUUUCAAAAGAAUUGUAUUGAUAUGUUCCAGUUGACAGAUAAUGUAGGAGUAGCCUCGGAAACUAUAGAACAGAUUAUAGGAUUUAUAUUAGAAUUGGAACAACUUUCCAUGGACAAGGAUGAUACCUGGCUCUUGGUUCACUUGGUAGGACCGACACUGGCAAAUACUUUCCCCAUUAUACAAUCACUUGACUCUUCGGAUGGUGUGAGACUUCUAUCUGCUGCAGUGUCCGUUUUUGGACCUCGCAAGAUUGUUCGAGAAUUAUUUAUCAAUAAUAAUGGAAUGUCCUCUACUAAGUUUUCUGGUGUUGAGGCCCAAGAUUUGGAGGCAAGGCAAUUCAUGCAAGUAUUUAAUGACAUUUUUGUUCCUUGGUGUUUGCAAGGAAACAAUAGCUCUUCUAGUGCUCAAUUAGAUCUCUUGCUUGCACUAAUUGAUGAUGAACAUUUCUCUGAUCAAUGGCAUUCUGUUAUUAGUUACUCAACUAAUUUAAAUCAUACUGAAGUUGUGCUUGAGUCAAUGAACUCAGAAAGUCUAGCCGUGUUGGCGAAGCUUUUAAAUAGAGUAAGAGGAAAAAUUACAAAUAGUGAUGCAAGAAAAGUCACCCAUACUUGGCAGAGGGCUAAUCUUGGGAACUGGCAUCAUGAGCAUUUGGAAUCUGCUGCUAUUGCCAUAGCGCAAUCCCAUGCUCCGAUCAGAAGCUCAUUUACGGAUUUUCUAUGUUCUGUUUUGGGUGGUUCUGUACAGAAUGAUUGCUCUUCUUUCGUGUCAAGAGAUGCAUUGAUUGCUAUAUUCGAGGCGCUAUUUCAGAAGUUAGUUAGUUUCUUAUUGCAUUCUCCUUUUACAUGGGCAAGAAAUUCUUGUUCUCUUUUGAUAUCUAGGCCUGAUUCUCCUGAAAAAAUUUUCCCCAAGUACACAAGUUCUUCAGAGGUUGUUGUGAUGGCAAACUUUGCUCUAGAAGUACUUGACCGCUGCAUCUUUUGUUUAUACAACCUUGGUGAAGAAAAUUAUCUACUUCCUAGUAUUUUAGCUACUAUAUAUGCUAUCGAUUGGGAUUGCAGUAUGGAAGGAAAACAAGAUGAUGUGCUUGAUGAAAAAUUUAAAGAAGAAAGUAAAGCAAGGUUGCUUUUUGGUGAAUCUGUGCGAGCUCUACGCCAAAAGAUAACAGAUCAGUUUUGGAAGAGCUGCAGAACACACAACAGAAAAAAAUAUGGAAGUAUCUUGAUUCAGUUUAUUAGGUCUGCCAUCUUCAGCGAAGAUAGUGAAGAAAUUGUGUCUUUGUGCCUCCAAUGGAUGCUUGAAAUUCUGGAUCAUAUCUCUCAGGAUCAGUUUGAAGAACAAUAUAUGUUAGACCAGCUUUUGAUCAAGAAUGAUACGUGGCCUUUCUGGAUUGCUCCCGACUUCAUGGCUCCAAAUGAAUUUGCUGCUUCAAAUACAAAAAACAUUGGCUUGGAUAUUCACAUAUCUGGAAAUCACAAGUUUAUUUCUUUAAUAAGCAUGUUUAUGUCGAAGAUUGGACUUGAGAAACUGUUUUCUGGUCAAGUUGAAAAUUCUUCUCCUUGCAUUAGCAAGAUGACAAAGAAUGAGGUUACUUCCCGAGCUUGGCUGGUUGCUGAAAUAUUAUGCACAUGGAAGUGGCCAGGAGGUAAUGCUAGAGGCUCUUUCCUUCCUUUAUUUUGUGCUUACGUCAAAAGAAGCUGCUCACAUGAAAGCUUGUUGGAUUCCACCUUCAACAUGUUAUUGGAUGGGGCUCUUCUCUACAGUAGCAGAGCUGCUCAAAGCCUCAUCAACAUUUGGCCUUAUCCAGUUUCCUUACUAGAAGAUAUUCAAGAACCAUUCUUGAGAGCUCUUGCAUCUUUGCUUUUCAGUUUAUUAAAAGAGAACAUAUGGGGGAGAGACAAAGCUAGUUCACAGUUUGAGUUGCUUGUUAGUAGACUUUUCAUUGGUGAAGCAGUGAAUAUUGACUGCUUAAGAAUUCUUCCUCUGAUUUUGAGUUAUCUUGUUCGUCCCAUGUGUGAAAGAAAUUCUACAUUUGAUGAUUGUGGUUCGUGCUCUGGAGACUCUUUGAUGGAAAAUACUUUUCAAAGAACUACCGAGGGUUGGCUCCAGAGAGUCCUUUUAUUCCCAUCAUUAAAUGAAUGGCAGCUUGGGCAAGAUAUGGAAUAUUGGCUUUUGUUGGUGAUAUCAUGUUAUCCCUUCAGUUGUUCCAUUGGAGGUUUACAAACAUUGAAGCUGGACAGAAAUAUAAGCACUGAGGAGGGCAGCCUCUUAUUGGAAUUAUUUCGAAAACAGAGAAAAGCAUCCAGUAGAUCACCUGCAGUUAAUCAUGCGCCAUGGGUACAAAUGUUAUUGUCAGAGCUUAUGGUUGUGUCUGUUGGUUACUGUUGGAAGCAAUUCAGUCAUGAAGAUUGGGAGUUUCUGUUGUUCCAGUUAAUGAGUUGGAUUCAAUCAGCCGUUGUAAUAAUGGAGGAAAUUGCUGAAAGCGUGAAUGAUAUUAUUGUCAAGAGUUCUACUGCUAUGGAUUUAAAUGAAAUUUUAGAAAAGCUUGAGCAGAGUGUUCUGAUCUUGGAUCCAAUCCCUUUUUGCAUUUCAAGAAAUGCCCUUUUAUCAUUUUCUUUGUUUGAUGGUUCCCUUGGGCUACAUGGCCUGAAAGAUAUGGAAAGUUCAAGCCCCCAGCAAUUUGAUAAAUUGAAUCACGUCAAUGAUCGCAUUGUUGAAGGUAUUCUUCGCAUGUUCUUUUGCACUGGAAUUUCUGAGGCCAUUGCAUGCUCCUUCAGUGAUAAGGCUGCAUCCAUUAUAUCAUCAUCAAGACUUGAACUUCCUUAUUUCUGGGACUUGAUAGCUUCAAGUGUUACUAAAUCCUCAAAAGAUGCUAGAGAGAGAGCCGUGAAAUCAAUUGAAUUUUGGGGACUCAGUAAAGGGCCUGUUAGUUCUUUAUAUGGCAUCCUUUUUUCCCCUAAACCGAUUCCUUCAUUGCAAUAUGCAGCCUAUGUUAUGCUCUCAACUGAACCAAUUUCUAACUCUGCAAUUAUUCGAGAAAAUACUUCUUGCUACCUGGAUUAUGAUAUAACCACUGAACAGAGGUCAACCCAAGUUGAUUUUUCGUCCGAAUAUAAUGUGCUUUUGAAGGAGGAAAUAUUAUGUAUGAUUGAGAAACUCCCUGAUGAUGUUUUUGAAAUGGAGUUGAUUGCCCAAGAAAGGGUGAAUAUAUAUCUCGCAUGGUCUUUGUUGCUGUCACACUUAUGGUCAUUACCCCCAUCCUCAUCUGCAAGGGAAAGAUUGGUCCAAUACAUCCAAAACUCUGCUAGUUCUAGGAUAUUAGACUGCCUUUUCCAGCAUAUACCUGUUGAAGGCAUGGCUCUUCAGAAGAGGAAAGAUACGGAACUUCCAGCAGGGCUAUCAGAAGCUGCAACUGCAGCAAACCAAGCCAUUACCACAGGUUCAUUAUUGUUUUCUGUGGAAUUUCUUUGGCCCAUUGAACCAGUGAAAUUGGCAUCUUUUGCUGGAGCAAUAUUUGGGUUGAUGCUUCGGGUUCUUCCUGCUUAUGUUCGAGGGUGGUUUAGUGACUUGCGUGACCGUUCAAAGUCUUCUGUACUUGAAUCUUUUACAAAAGCGUGGUGCAGUCCUUCUAUCAUCGCAAAUGAAUUGUCCCAGAUAAAAAAAGCAGAAUUUGCUGAUGAAAAUUUCUCAGUUGUUGUAAGUAAAUCAGCCAAUGAGGUAAUUGCUACUUAUACUAAGGAUGAGACGGGGAUGGACCUAGUAAUUCGUCUUCCUUCAUCAUAUCCACUAAGGCACGUUGAUGUUGAUUGUAUGAGGAGCUUGGGAAUCAGUGAAGUUAAGCAGCGGAAGUGGUUAUUAUCAAUGAUGUCAUUUGUCCGUAAUCAGAAUGGUGCUUUAGCUGAAGCAAUAAGGAUAUGGAAGCGUAAUUUUGACAAGGAGUUUGAAGGAGUUGAAGAGUGUCCCAUUUGUUACAGUGUAAUUCACACAGUCAACCACAGCAUUCCUCGCUUGGCAUGCAAGACCUGCAAACACAAGUUCCAUUCAGCAUGCCUUUAUAAAUGGUUUUCGACUUCACAUAAAUCAACUUGCCCUCUCUGCCAGUCUCCGUUUUAACCUGAAUUCCUUCCGGUGGGACGGACUAGUUUUGAAGAUAAUGCUUGCAUCCACUCUGAAAUAAUGGUGGAGUUGAGAGGUACACAAUCAGAAACUUAAAAGUCUUAAUUCUUGUAUACUCUUGAAAAGAGGCCUCUGUCCCCGUUCUAGAAAGAAGGAAGAAAUGAAUGUGGGGAAGAACACAAAUACAUCUCUCUCCAGUUUUCGACAACAUAGACAUAGGUGAUCACCUUAACUUACUUUCUAUUUGUAUUUCUUUUCCCCAACCCAAAUUUUUGGCUUGGGUAAAGUUUGUUUUUGUAAUUUACUGGAUUUGUACGUAAGUUAUUAUUUAGGUUUUCGUUAAGACUUUUUCUCGGGCUAACCAACCCCAUGAAAGUGCAAGGAUUCAAAUCUGAAGCCUGAAUGGCAGAAUUUUGUAUGUUUUAUCGAUUCCAAUAGUUUACUGUUAUUCUAUUGUGAUUCAUUUUUCCA
This is a messenger RNA of Cucumis melo (muskmelon), 6625 nucleotides long. RefSeq names its product E3 ubiquitin-protein ligase listerin. The record is from RefSeq and is a predicted model, not a curated record. Gene Ontology annotation, biological process: ribosome-associated ubiquitin-dependent protein catabolic process; rescue of stalled cytosolic ribosome. The transcript has 16 exons. Gene Ontology annotation, molecular function: ubiquitin protein ligase activity; ribosomal large subunit binding. The coding region runs from base 437 to 6151 and encodes 1904 amino acids. Gene Ontology annotation, cellular component: cytosol; RQC complex. Lineage: Eukaryota; Viridiplantae; Streptophyta; Magnoliopsida; Cucurbitales; Cucurbitaceae.